AUGGCUCAUAAAGACUCCCAGGCGGGGACGCCUAGGAGGAUCAAGCGUCUAUUGAAUCCGUUGAAAUGGUGGGAAGAUCUUGGUCUUGAUACUCGAAGCUUUCUCAUGAUGCUAAAGGGCGCCUUGGCACCCACCAUCACAAUUGCUAUAUAUCAAAGCGAUGCGAUCUCCAACAUGACCACCACGAUCGGCUACCUGUCAGCCUUGAUCUCGGUGCUCUCACAGGGAUUGAUGCCCCGGGCAAAGUUCAUGAAGAUCAUGUUCUUCGACUUGCUAUCUACUUGCGUCUCUGCUUCACUUUGCUGUCUAGCUGUCUUCUGUGCAGUCAAGGCGAGAGAACAUAAUACUCCCGCUGACGCAAGCGAUGCCGUGCGAAAUGGAUACAGUAGCGACGCCUGUGCGGUAGCUGCAGUCUGGCUUAUUGUCAUGAUUUGGGCGGCCAAUUCACUGCGGGCAUUGAAGCCGAUGGAACUGCAAGACCCAAUGGUCGCUUUCUCCAUUUUUGCUUCAGUAACCAUUACCCGUGCCGGCACAUUCAUUACCCUGUCAGAGGGACUAGAUUUCAUUUCAAGACUAUUGAAAGGUUUCAUGAUCGGAUUUGCGAUUGCUACUGGCGUGUCCCUUUUCAUUUUUCCUAUCACCAGCCGAGGAAAUGUUUUCCACGACAUCAAGGAGUAUGUUUCAUCUGUCGAAGGGGUGUUGGAAGCACAGAAAUCCUUCGCCGAAGGGAGCGCAGCAACUGGGUUGUUCUCGGGGAAUGGUUUCCUGCGCCGAGCACGCACCGCGAUGGACACUCGAGAUAUGCAAAGCGAGACCGACACGGAUCUACAAUGCAAACAAAAGCGGCUGCAGGCAGCAAUGAAUAAACUUAAUGGCCUCCACAGCAAGAUGCAUGCCGACCUUUUCUACUCCAAGGAGGAGAUUGCGUGGGGCAAGUUAUCUCCCGAAGACCUAAGUACGAUGGCUUCGCUUUUUCGAGGCGUGCUUCUUCCACUUGCUGGAAUGUCUAUGCUGCCAGAGAUUCUGGAGAGCAUAAUCAAGAAUGAAGGACCGCGUGAGGAUGGUGACGAAGCAGACAUCCUCAACGGGACAGGGGAGAAUGCGUUGAAACAAUCGGGGAUCCGAAAAGUGGUGGAGACCCAUCACGCGCGGCUUGUGGAUGCAACUGCGCUUGUCAAGAUAGGACUGGCCCAUUUUCUGCUGACCCUGGAGCUUAUUUCAGCUAAGCAUUUGGACAAGCAAAAAAAGACGCACCAGGUUGGAUCUCCCACCAGGGACGAGGAAGCAAGGGGCCAAAUCCUAAGUCCACUCCAAUCAGAUUUCGCCUCACGCUUUGAGCAGGAUCUGCGGAGGUACUACUCUCAGAGGAAGCACCUACCAGAAGCGCUAGCCUCACUAGAGGCAUUUACGACCUCUGAGAAAUCUACAGACCAGGCCGGACCUGGGUCAGCCCACCCCAUCUUUGCGGCUGACCAUGAUGUACGCCAGGAAUUUUUCCUCAUCCUGUAUAUGGGUCAUCUGCAGGAUGACCUGCUCAAUGCCACAUUGAAGCUGGUGAAAUUUGCCGACGGGAAGGUCGCUGAUGGAACGAUGAAACGGUCUCGUCUGAUUUUCCCAAGACAGGGGUCUCUCCGGGAGUGGUUCUCAUUACGCGGCAGUACUGAGAAAGAGAAGGAGAGCCCGUAUUCCAGUCGACAGUCAUCCCAUGUGGACCCCUCUAAUGUCCAUCGUGCAUCAAUAUUGACUGGUUUCCCAGACCCGGAACAUCUGCCACCGGAGAAUGUCUGGGAGCGAGGAAGUAUGGUUCUGCGGAGCAUCUCACAUGCUAUCAAGUCUGAACAGAGCAGCUUUGGCUUUCGAGUAUCAGCAGCUUCAUUUUCUGUUGGGAUUCUGGCCUAUUUACAUCAGACCCAAGACUUUUUCAUUCGCCAAAGAUGUAUUUGGGCGAUGAUUGUAAUCGUUAUCGGUAUGAGCCCGACAAGCGGUCAGACAAUGUUUGGUUUCGUUGCUCGGAUUAUUGCAACUGUAUUUGCUCUUGUUCUCAGUCUCAUUGUGUGGUACAUUGUGGAUGGCAAGACACCAGGAGUGAUUGUCUUUCUUUACAUCGCUAAUGUUAUCGCGUACUAUUUCUACGUUAAAAUGCCACAGUACUUUGGUCCAUCAGUCAUCGCCAUCGUUACAUUGAACGUGAUUGUUGGUUAUGAAUUGCAGGUUGCCAAAUUGGGAGUGAUUGCAGCCGAGGAAAAUGGCCAACCGUAUUACCCAAUCUACCUGUUUGGCCCCUACAAGCUCGCCGCUGUAGCAGCUGGCUGCGCGAUAUCCUUCUUCUGGGUCAUCUUCCCAUACCCGAUUACUGCAAAAUCGCAGCUGCGCAAGCUACUUGGCCGCAGUCUUUUCGUGCUCGCCAAGUUCUAUAGUGCCAUGCACUCAACAAUCGAGUUAUGGCUCGCAGGCGAACUGGGUCAUACUGAAGACAAGAACUCGCCUGCACACCAACUUCAAAAGUCGAGACGAAACAUAUUCAAGGAAGAGAUGAUGCUUCUCACUGGCCUGCGUAUGCACAGUCACUUUAGCACCUUCGAACCACCGAUUGGCGGAAAGUUCCCAAAGGAAACUUACGACAAUAUCAUUUCCGAAAUUCAACGCAUCCUGACAAGUAUGUCGUUGAUGGCAUACACGACACAAAACCUAGAUGCUCUGUCCAUGGAAUCAGAGAAUUCCGGGCAAGAGAGCGAUGGACCAUGGAUGGCGCAACUCGCAGAAAUUGCUUUAAAGUCUGCCGAUUUCAAUUCCCAUCAGAUCACAUCACUACUUUGUCACCUGUCAGCUGCUAUUACCAAUGCUCAGCCGUUGCCACCAUACCUAUCCACGCCGGAAAGUUUCCCACUUGCACGGCAAAUGCAAAAGAUUGAUGACAAGCUGCUCAACAUCUCACAUGUUGAGGACCCGUCGUUUUCAGCCUUUGUCGCUCUCGAAGUGCUGAGGUCUGUGGUGUCCUUUAGUUUGCAGGAUCUCCUUGAUAACAUGCGGAAACUCGUUGGCGAGCUCAGUUUCGACGUUUAUCCUCGGCAGAGUCUACGGCAUGAGGAGUCGGCGCAUUUGCUACAGAGACCGAGCGAGGAAGAGGUGCGCUGA
Penicillium daleae is the source of this 3135-nucleotide messenger RNA. Its product is annotated as aromatic acid exporter family protein. NCBI's taxonomy places the organism in Eukaryota, Fungi, Ascomycota, Eurotiomycetes, Eurotiales, Aspergillaceae. The coding region runs from base 1 to 3135 and encodes 1044 amino acids. The transcript is spliced from 7 exons. The record is from RefSeq and is a predicted model, not a curated record.